Molecule: messenger RNA, 2330 nt
Organism: Drosophila virilis
Lineage: Eukaryota; Metazoa; Arthropoda; Insecta; Diptera; Drosophilidae
Gene: P5CDh1
Product: delta-1-Pyrroline-5-carboxylate dehydrogenase 1
Cellular component (GO): mitochondrial matrix
Molecular function (GO): L-glutamate gamma-semialdehyde dehydrogenase (NAD+) activity
Source: RefSeq, a predicted model, not a curated record
UUGGAAAUUUCCACAGCCGCAACACUGAAAAAACAGCUGAUGCUUGUCAAAAAUUGGCGCUACCUUAGUAUUUGUGCGCACACAUAUUUGCAAAUACUCGUGUGUGUGUAUGUGUAUCUCAAAAGCUUUAAAAGAAAUUCGACGUUUACACAACACUUGCCCAGUUGGCAUUGCUUUCGCACGAGACAUUGUAAUUAUACAGCAACAACAUUUUGGUUUUUAUAUAACAAAGUGACAAGUUAGACAAAACCCCGGACGAACCUAAGCCAUUCCCAGCUACAAGAUGUUGCGAUUCAUGCGUAAUCUGUCCGCCAGUUCUGCUGUACCACAAACCGCCGUUAGAAGCCUGGGCAGCGUCGUCUUGCAACCAAAACUGAAAGAUUUCACUAUUUCCAACGAGCCAAUCUUAACUUAUCGCAAGGACUCAGCGGAGCGCGUGGCACUAAAGCAGGCGCUGGAGACCACCGCCGCAACAUGUGAGGAGGUGCCCAUUGUUAUUGGCGGCAAGGAGUACAAAACGGAUAAGGUGAUGCAUCAGGUGAUGCCGCAUAACCACGCACACAAGCUGGCGAAGUUCUACUACGCUGACAAGAAGCUCUUGGAGCAGGCUAUCAAAACGGCAGUGGAAGCCCAGGUCAAAUGGGAUCGUGUUCCGCUACCUGAGCGCCUAGCGAUUUGGGAGCAUGCGGCGGAUUUAAUGGCGGGCAAAUAUCGUCAGGCCUUGAAUGCAGCAACCAUGUUGGGACAGGCCAAAACAGUCAUACAAGCGGAAAUCGACGCGGCAUGCGAGCUUAUCGAUUUUAUACGAAUUCACGCCUUUUUUCUUAAGGAGUGCGUCAAGUAUCAACCCAUUAGCGAGGACUUGAAGGUCACGAAGAACUCGUUACGUUAUCGUGGCAUUGAUGGUUUUAUAGCCGCAGUCAGUCCAUUCAACUUUACCGCCAUUGGCGGCAACUUGGCCUACACGCCCGCAUUGAUGGGCAACGCUGUGCUGUGGAAGCCCUCGGACACGGCUCUGUUGUCCAAUUGGCGUAUAUUCAAUAUUAUGCGCGAAGCUGGCGUGCCCGAUGGGGUGGUCAACUUUGUGCCUGCGGAUGGGCCAGUCUUUGGGGAUACUAUAACCGCCUCACCCCACCUUGCGGGUAUCAAUUUCACCGGCUCAGUGCCCACAUUCAAUCGACUGUGGAAGCAGGUCGGUGACAACCUCGAUAAAUAUGUUAACUUUCCGCGCCUUAUUGGCGAAUGUGGUGGCAAAAAUUUCCACUUUGUGCACUCGUCAGCAGAUGUGCAGUCGGUGGUUACAUCCACAUUACGAUCAGCCUUCGAGUAUAGCGGUCAGAAGUGUUCCGCCUGUUCGCGCAUGUAUGUGCCGGAGUCAUUAUGGCCGGAUAUCAAAUCGGGACUGUUGUGCGAAGUGAAGAAACUCAAGAUCGAUGAUGUGCAGGACAUGAGCACCUUCACAUCGGCUGUUAUUGAUGACAAAGCAUUUAAACGCAUUACGGGCUACAUUGAGCAUGCCAAAAAGAGUCCUAAUUUGGAGAUCCUUGCUGGUGGCACUUAUUCCGACGCCAAGGGCUACUUUAUCGAUCCAACCAUAGUGCAAACCAAGGAUCCGAAGGAUCGCAUUAUGACUGAGGAAAUCUUUGGACCCCUGAUUACUAUUUAUGUAUAUAAGGAUGCCGAUUUGUAUGAUACCAUGAAACUGGUGCAUACCUCAACGCAAUUUGCACUAACCGGCGCUGUGUUUGGACAGGACGAAAGCUUUAUCAACUGUGCUUUGGAGGAAUUCAAAAUGUCGGCUGGAAAUUUCUACAUCAAUGACAAGUCCACUGGAUCCGUAGUGGGUCAACAGCCAUUUGGCGGCGGCCGCAAGUCGGGCACCAAUGACAAAGCAGGCGGACCGCAUUAUAUACUUCGCUGGACGUCGCCUCAGUCUAUUAAAGAGACAUUUGUGCCUCUGCGUGACAUAAAUUAUCCGUACAUGUCCGAUUAAGAUAGAAGAGAGCAAAUUAGAAAACGACAGGAAUCUCAUUUAAACUACUAACUCAUUUAUAAAUAUAAAGGGAAUGUAUAUGUAUUUUGUUGAACUAUUUUUAACACGUACCUUUCUCCCUAACAGCCCCUAGUUAACCGACACAUUUGUAUGUAGUUAAACGAUAUAUCAAAUCUCUGCUGUAUUUUUCUCGCCUCGAACAACCAAAUGCCGAAAGAUGUAAAAUUGAUAUGCUGAUUACAUUUAAAACUCACACACAGAAACCUAAUGUAACUCGAAUUAUAAAAUAUGUUUUUAAUUACAAAGUAAAGUUUUUGAACCGAUUGUGAUUAUUUAA